This is a messenger RNA of Symbiodinium necroappetens, 654 nucleotides long. Lineage: Eukaryota; Dinophyceae; Suessiales; Symbiodiniaceae. The record is from the annotation of a GenBank genome assembly.
AUGGCUCUCACCGUGUCGGUAUCGACGGUGACUGGGAAGACCUUCGAGGUUCAGUGUCAGAAGGAGGACACCGUGGGAUUUGUUCGUGAAGAGCUUCAGACGAAGCACAUUGAGGUCCCGGCCGGCUGCUUCUUAAAGCUGUUUCACGGACCACAGGCCCUUCACGAUGGAAUCACGGUGGCAGAGCUCGACCUGUCGCAGCCCGUUUUCGCCGUGAUCGGGCGGGAGACCAAAGUAGAAGUUCUUCUGGAGGCCGCAGGUUCGUGGCUUGGCUACAAGGAACUGGUGCAGGCGGCAGCGGCUUCCUGCGAAGGACAGAAGGUCAAGGUCAUCAAGAAGAUUCCUUCCAUUCUCGAUGUGUUGGAGGAGAUGGGUGGGCAGAAGCCGGAAGUGGCUGAUCUUCGCCAGGGCGAAAACGGUUUGGAGUUCAAGGGGGAGAAUGGACACCUGCUGUUACCGAGUCUCAACGUCGAAGAGCUGCAAGGAUUCUCCAAAGUGGUGUUCUCCGUGAAGCUGAACUCUGAUGCCUACAAUCAAGGCCGAUCAAGAGCUUGUUUCAUGGGCCUGUCGGAUGUGCCAGUAGAAUCGAAACUUAUGCAUCCAUGGGAGAUGCGCUUGCUUACAUCUCACACGAGCAUGUCACCACUCUGUUGA